Messenger RNA from Rotaria sp. Silwood2, 1776 nucleotides. The record is from the annotation of a GenBank genome assembly. Lineage: Eukaryota; Metazoa; Rotifera; Eurotatoria; Philodinida; Philodinidae.
AUGCUUAUAAAAGCGAAUCCAGCAGUAAUUGAGACAAUCGAUCCAAAAGGUUUAAUUAAAAGUCGAGAAAUUAUUCAAGGUGGUGAUGCAGGUGGUGUUUAUGUACCAAAAAGAAUUGGAAAUGAAGAUCCCAAUUUGCAUUAUGGUGUAGUAAUUGAUUGUGGAAGUAGCGGAUCAAGACUUUAUAUUUAUAUAUGGCCAGAACAUUCAGGAAGAGAAAAUGAAUUAUUACAAAUAAAACAAUUACUUGAUAAAGAUGGAAAACCAGUUGUAAAGAAACUUGAACCAGGUCUUUCAUCAAUGGUAAAAACACCAGAAAAUGCAACUGAAUAUUUAAAAUCAUUAUUAGAUUUUGCUGCAGAAACUAUUCCACCAGAUAAACAUCGUGAUACUCCAUUAUAUAUACUUGCAACAGCUGGUCUUCGUUUUCUGACGCCAAAUCAACAAAAAAAAUUACUUGAAGAUUUAUUUAAUGAUAUUGUUCGAGAUUAUCAUUUUCUAAUUGAAAAAACUCAUAUUCAAGUUAUUCCUGGAAAAUUAGAAGGUAUUUAUAGUUGGAUAGCAAUUAAUUAUGUACUUGGUCGUUUCCAAAGUAAUAGUACCGAAUCAAUAUCUGUAACUAAUGGUCAAACAAUAUCUAUCUCAAAAAAACGACCAUCAACGGUUGGUAUUCUUGAUAUGGGUGGUGCAUCGGCUCAAAUAGCUUUCGAAGUUUCACCAGAUACACCAGUCGAAGGUGAAGAAAUAGCAGAAUUUUCUUUAGGUUAUGAUGAAAAUCAAAAUGUAUUUAAAUAUAAAAUAUAUGUUACAACAUUUCUUGGUUACGGUGCAAAUAAAGCAUUUGAUAAUUAUAUUGAACGAAUCAUUUCAAUAGGUCUUAAUUCUUCAACAUCAAAUUCAUCUCAUAUUCUAAUUGAUGAUGCUGAUUGUUUACCUCGUGGUUAUUCAGCAAAUUAUACACGAAAUAAUAAAACGAUAACAAUAAUUGGUGAAGGUGAUUUUCAUAAUUGUUCAAAACAUUUAGUAACAUUACUUAAUUUAAAUGCAACAUGUAAACGAAAACCAUGUUCAGUUAAUGGAGUUUAUCAACCAAAAAUUAAUUAUGAAUCACAAGAUUUCUAUGGUUUUUCAGAAUUUUGGUAUACGAUGGAAGAUGUUUUAAAAAUCGGUGGACCUUAUGCACGUUUAGCUUUUCUCAAUGCUUCAAAUAAUUAUUGUAAUUCAAAAUGGGCAGAUAUUCGACACUGGUAUGCAAAUAAAUCAUUUCCAAAAGCUGAUUUAAAUCGCGUUCUAUUACAAUGUUUUAAAUCUGCCUGGCUUUAUGCAUUCCUUCAUGAUGGUCUUAAAUUUCCUGUUAAUUAUCAACGCUUGCGUUCAGCUUCAUUGGUUAAUAAUAAUGAUGUUCAAUGGACAUUAGGUGCUAUUCUUUAUAAAACUCGUUUUCUUCCAUUAAGAGCAAUUAAUCAAGUGAAAAGUACAAUGCAUUAUCGACGAACACAUACAGAUUCAACAGCAAUGAUUAUUUUAAUAUGUUCAAUGUUAUUAAUAUGUGUAUUGAUAUUUUAUCGAAAAACAUUACGAGCUAAAAUUCGAUCAUCUUUUUAUCGUCGUAAUGGUCUUUAUUCAUCACCAUCAAGUAGUAAUUUUAAUCAACGUUAUCAAUUGUUAACAUCAGUUGUUAUUGAUGAUUCAUCAUCUUUUUCAAAAAUAUACACUAAUGGAAAACCAUUACAAAUAUCAUCAUCUUCAUAUAAUGAACGAUUAAGAAGUGUUUGA